AGUCAACACCAGCUGAGGAGAAAUCCUGUUCAGCAGAGGCAGCAGAACAGAACCUGAAAGGAGCCAGUGCACCUGGACUUUCCCCUCAAAGCUCAGUGGACCCAUUGAUGAUGCCUGCUAAUGAGAUGAUACGGAAGGGAAGAAAACAAUUGAUUGAAAUCCUUGAGAAGGACAUGGAUCUUGUUUUAGAUGAGUUAGUCUCUGAAUCUGUCAUCACAGAGGAAGAAUAUGAGGCCUGCAACAAAAUCGAGGAGGAUUCCAAGAAAAGUCGAAAAUUGCUUCUUCUGAUACAGAAAAAGGGGGAAACGGCCUGCUGCCAGUUCCUGGAACAUUUAGAACUUACAUGUCCCGGUUCAAAUCAAGUCCUGCAACAUUCAGUGCACCGUGGUUCAAGUCUGGAACCAAAAGCCGAAGUUCAGCAAGAACCGGAGCAAGAGGAAAAACACCCCGCCAAAGGUUGUUCAAGUCCGGAGCAAAAAGCUGAAGUUCAGCAAGAACUGGAGCAAGAGGAGAAACACCCUGCCAAAGGGAGAAGAAAAGCACUUAAGGAUAUUCUCAGGAAACUAAAGUUGCAGAAGAAAAAAAGCAAGAAAUUCUCCCUGGAAGGAGUCCUAGAAAUUAGUUCAGGGAGUUUAAAGGAGUGCAUCCCUAGUGCCACGGGAGGCUUGCCGUGGCAUUUUCUGAGGAAGGUCUUGGCUCUGAACGUGACAGCCAGGAGCACAAGCCUGGAGAAGGGGACAUCUGAUUGUCAAAAAACAAGGGAAGAGAAGGAGAUAAACAGGAUUGAUAAGCGUAUUUUCUGUACUGUCAGGAUGGAUGAAGGAGUUUCUGUGAACCCUCUUGAUGUCCUUUGUGCUGUUCUGCUCUGUUCAGACAGUUUCCUCCAGCAGGAGAUCCUUUCCAAAAUGUCCAUGUGCCAGUUUGCCUUGCCUUUACUUCUGCCUCCUUUAGAGACUUCCCAUUGUACCCUGAUGCUUUGGGCCAUGAGAGACAUUGUGAAAAAAUGGAGGCCCCAUUCCCUGGUUGACAGUAGGAGCUUUAGAGAGGAGAGUCUGGUGCUCACGUCCAUGCCAACUAUCUCCUUUGUGCGAAUGGGAAGUUUGAGUCUCUCCAAGUCCAAACUCCUGAAUGAGUUUCUCAGUCCUUCCCAGCAGCACCAUGAUUUCUUUCUGCACCGAGACAUGGAAUUAUGUGGGAACAUCCCUCGGGAAAUCGCUGAUGGGCUAGUAGAGAUUGCCUGGUAUUUCCCAGGAGGACAGAAGAGCUUGGACCUUUUCCCAGAGCCCAUUGCAAUCGCUAACCUCCAUGGAGAUGUUGAGUCACACUGGGUGCAGUUCAGCUUUUUAUCAGAGAUAUCCUCGGCAAUAUUUAUAUUUGCUGAACACAUUGGGGAGAGAGAAUAUUCUGUCUUGUCAUCACUGACAGAACUAUCCAUCCAGUACUAUUUUAUCAUCCUGAAAUGUAAUGGAAAUGAAUUUGAUGAAACUUUGUUUUUCUUAGAACAAUUGUCUUCAGUGCUUAAUUUCAACAAUUCACAUGUAUUAAUAAAAAGUGCUACAAUAAAUGAGGCAGAAUUUGUGGAAAAGUUGCAGUCUAUGAUUAAAAGCAUAGUCAUCACCACUCAAUGCAAAAAAAUAAGUGUACAAAACAUGGCUACGGUGGCCCGUGAGCUUAAAAUCCUGGUGGAUGAGGACUGCAAAGAAUGUCAGAAAGCUCUUGAAUGGGCUGGAGAAAUCACGCAAGACAUAAAAGAUGUAGCAGUUUACAAGGCAAAAAAUCUAAAACUCCAAAGUGAUCUUGGGAAAAAAUUGGCAAAAGUGGAGAAAGAAUUGUGCAGGAUGAAAAGACACGGAGACAUGCCUCCAGAGAAUUACAGAACAAAACUGAAAGGCCAGCUGAUAAAGUGGCGUGAACAGCAGUAUCAAUGCAAUCUCACUCCUAGCUUUCAAAAUUUUAUUAAUGGCAUCAAACAUACACAGCCAGCAAAGAAGCACUACUUCUUAAAAUGGAUUAAGUUCAACCUGGAUAAUAUUGGUAGGAGAAAUAAGUUACAGGCUGACCACAAAGAGUCUUCCUUGGGAGUUGAGCACUUCAUGCGUGAACUGGGCCAGUUUUAUGAAGCAGAACAUUCAGUGAUUAAAAACAGCAAAAUUGGAAGAUCCAAACCUCAGUUUGCUGAUUUCCCCAGCACUGCUGCUGACCUGAUGCUGGAAGGGUUUCCUUUAGAGCUGAUUGAUGGAGAUGCUUCCAACAUCCCCUUGCAGUGGAUAACUGAUGUUUUGAGUAAAGUCCAUCAAAAACUGAGAAAGCGGUCCCGAAUGUUUGUGAUAACUGUACUGGGAGUGCAGAGCACUGGGAAAUCCACCCUUCUCAACACCAUGUUUGGGCUGCAGUUUGCUGUGAGCAGUGGUCGAUGUACACGAGGGGCCUUCAUGACUCUUCUUAAGGUCCGGGAGAACCUGAUUCAGGAGCUGGGCUGUGAGUUCAUCCUGGUCAUCGACACAGAAGGCUUGAAAGCUCCUGAACUGGCCAAACUGGAAGACAGCUAUCAACACGACAAUGAGUUGGCCACUCUGGUGAUUGGGCUGAGUGAUGUAACAAUUGUGAACAUGGCCAUGGAGAAUGCCGCCGAAAUGAAGGACAUCCUGCAGAUUGUGACUCAUGCCUUCCUGCGGAUGGAGGGAAUUGGGCAAAAACCCAACUGCCAGUUUGUGCAUCAGAACGUCAGUGAUGUUUCUGCACAUGACCAAAACAGGAAAGAUAGGAAACUACUUUUGGAACAGCUUGAUGAAUUGACUAAAAGUGUAGCAAAAAUGGAAAAGCUUGACAGGGAGAUCAAGUUUUCAGAUAUCAUGGACUAUGACUCUGAAAUGCACAAUUGGUAUAUUCCAAGUCUGUGGCACGGAGUGCCACCUAUGGCUUCAGUGAACGUGGCAUACAGUGAAAAAGUGUUUGAGCUAAAGCAGUGCCUUUUUGAAAUCAUGAGAUCACAUAAAAGACCUUCCAGGGACAUCCCUCAGUUUAUUGAAUGGGUGAAAAGUUUGUGGAAUGCUGUGAAACAUGAAAACUUCAUUUUCAGUUUCCGGAACAGCCUAAUAGCAGAAGCCUAUACCAGUUUAUCAAUGAAAUAUUCUGAAUGGGACUGGGCUUUCCGCAGAGAGAUGCACUUCUGGGUUUCUGAACAGGAAACUAUGAUACAGAAUGCUCCCCAUGAUGAAUCUGAUUGCCAGAACUGGCAGCAUGAACUUCAUCAGAAACUGAAAUGUGAAGAACUACAGAUAUUGGAGAAUUUGAGCAAAUACUUUGAAAGUGGAGCAUCAAAUCUGCAUCUAGUAGAAAAGUACAGAGAAGAUUUUGUCAGGAGUGCCAAAAGCCUCCACCGUGAACUUUACAGUUCUUCAUCUAGCAAAAUUCAAGAUGCCAUUCGCAUUAAAAAAGCUCAGGAAAAGAUUGAUGCUCUCCAAGAUGAAUAUCUGAAAACAAUUGAAGGAAAGGUCGACGGACUUCUUGAACAGUGCAGGCAAAGAGACCACAAAUUGCAAGGUGAAGAGCUGAAAAGGGAAUUUGACAGAAUGUGGGGAGAAACAUUAAUGGAAAUAUCACCCAUAGGCUUACAGCAACUCAAAAUAGAUUCAGAAGUAGAACAACAUCUGACAAAAGAGUUGGAUUCUCGAGGAAGGCUAGUCAACCAAAAAUUAGAGACAGGUGGUUUGUUACGCUAUAGGAUACACAAUUUCAGAAUGAAAGACGUAUAUAUAUCCUCACCAGGGCAGUGCCUUAUGAAGCAAAAUUUUGCUGAAGAUGAUUAUUUGUGUAGAGUAAAAGAACUUGUUGACUCCUUGAUUGACAAAUGCAGGUCAUACAUUGAUGAAAAAGUCAGUUCCAAAGGAGACUAUGAUGCCACUUAUUGCAGUGAACUUUUGCAUAUGAUCAACGAGAAGCUUAAAGAAGGUGAUAUUCAGAAACUUCAUACAACACCUUCCUUUGAAGUGGACCUAAAGCUUCAUAUUUUGGGAGAAGCAGCUCAUUUAUUUCAGAAGAUGCAUGACAAUUUUAUUAAGGAAAAUGAUCCCCGUAUACGCCUGGAUAGACUGAAAUCUCAGUAUUUCUCCACUUUCACAGAUCUUUACCUGGAAAAAGAUGCCCAGCAAAGCAGGGCUAAGGAUUUCUGUGACCAGUGCCUCCAUCCUGCUUUUGUGGAUUAUGUCAACAAAAGACUUGGAGUAGAAAUAGUGGACGAUCUUCUUGCCAGCACACAGUCCAUUGAAUAUGCCAGUCGGAGCUUCUUCCAGUUUACUGUCCUGAAGGAGCUGUUGGACAAGAAAGAUUUUGACCAAUAUGUGAAAUACCUCAAAGACUACGAGACGUUUGUCAAGAGCUGGAUCUUGAGACAAGUGCUGCAUCACUUUUCAGAAAAUGAGGGCUUGAAGAACUUGGAGAAACGGAUUCUGACUGCUAUACAAAAGAAUGUAACUGAAACCCUGAAAAACCUGAAGCAUAAAUACUCUGAAAUAUGGGAGUGUUUGGACAAUUUUUGCCAAGAAAUGCAGAAAUAUUUGGUCAUUUCUAAGGAUAGUCUCCGGGGGAUACAAUUUAGGAAUAUGUCUGAUCCUGGGCAAUUUUUUGACUACGUAGAAAACUUUCUUCCUGAUUUGGAAAAACGAAUACUGUAUGAGUUUGAUGUCUUGAGUAUUGAAUCCAAACUCUCCAAAUUGCCUGUGAAGCCCCAGGAUGAAAUCUUCAAGCGAGUGUUUGGCUGUGGGAAGCAGUGUCCCUUCUGCAAAGUGCCCUGUGAAGCUGGAGGGAGUGACCAUAAGGAACAUUUUGCAGCUGUCCAUCGGCCCCAAGGGUUAGGAAGAUACAAAAAGAUAUUAUCAAACAAGCUAGAUUAUAGUCUGUGCUCCACAGAUGUGGCUUCCGAAGUCAAAUUCAUAAAUUCAAAAACAAACUGGGAAUCGCAUCCUUACAAAGAUUACCGGGUCUAUUAUCCAGACUGGUGCAUCCAACCAGAUCCCAGUAUCAACGCUUCUGACUACUGGAAGUUUGUUUUUAGAGAGUUCAAUCAUAAAUUUGCAGCAUGCUAUGAAGCCAAGCCAGCAGAUUUGCCAGAAGAUUGGGAAAACAUAACCCAGGAACAAGCAUUGGAGGCCUUGAAUGCAACCUAUAAUAUGAAACAAGCACCCCUGCCUUGA
Gekko japonicus is the source of this 5192-nucleotide messenger RNA. Its product is annotated as interferon-induced very large GTPase 1-like. The record is from RefSeq and is a predicted model, not a curated record. Gene Ontology annotation, biological process: regulation of apoptotic process. Gene Ontology annotation, molecular function: GTP binding. The transcript is spliced from 7 exons. Lineage: Eukaryota; Metazoa; Chordata; Lepidosauria; Squamata; Gekkonidae. The coding region runs from base 108 to 5192 and encodes 1694 amino acids.